Molecule: messenger RNA, 1149 nt
Organism: Saprolegnia parasitica CBS 223.65
Lineage: Eukaryota; Oomycota; Saprolegniomycetes; Saprolegniales; Saprolegniaceae
Exons: 2
Coding region: 1-1149 (382 amino acids)
Source: RefSeq, a predicted model, not a curated record
AUGGCCGUCUGCUUGCGCCUCUACAAGCAGCUCUUCCAGGCGGCGCUCAUCGACGCCGCGCGCCUCGAAGCCUACCUCUGGGACGAUCCACUGCACGGCAUGAUGCUCCCAGAGCUCUCCAAGCUCGUAUACGCGUACCGCCCGCCGUCGUGCUUGGAAGCGCUCGUCGUCAAAAACACGAAGAUCGCUUUCCACCCGUGGACGGUCUUGGCGCCGGUGGUUCUCGCGCUUGCGCCGACCCGCGUCGCAUGGUGCGACGCGCUCUUGCAGGCCAAUGCCACGACUUGCGAGGUUACACCGUUUGACGUCGACGCUGUGGAAAUGGCUGACGAAGAAGACGACGACGUCAAGGUUGUCGCCAGCGAUGCGGCCAACGUGCUUUGCGCCCUCGAUGCCAUGGACGCACUCGACUUGGCGACGCUACAGCGUAUCUUGGCCAUGGCGCGCCGCACGGCGUCGGAAGCACUCUGGUUGUUUUUCAACGCAGUGCCGGCGGCGGCCCCGCGCUACCUCGACCUCGUCCUCUCGCAUGUGGUCGAUCCCGAUGCGGCGACGCUGCGGGACAUGGUUCUGAACCAAACAACCUACACGAUCGAGACGCUCGCACGCUGGUCGCCGGCGUCGCUCGACCCGCUGCAUGGUUUGAUGUCGGGCCGCGACGACAACCCGGACCUGCACCGCGCCUUUCUGCACCGCCAGCAGCGAGCGGCGACGCCUUUCGACCGAGAGCUCGCGCUCACGACGCUCCGCGCCCUCGAGGCCGAGGACAACGUGGUGCAAAACGAGCCGGUGGACGUGGACGUUGACUUUGAGCCUUGCUGUGCCCGCUGCGAUGAGUUGGAUGAUUUUCUCGACUCGCCGGCGAUGGUGACGUGGAACAGCCCACGGCCAGUGUGCAUCACCAUCAGCCGGUUUGCCACGAACCACGCUCAUGUGAUCGACAUGAUCCACAUGUACGACCUGACCGUCGUGACGAAGCGGCUGCCCCAGCGCGAGCGCCGCGACCAAGGUGCCAUCAUGAUGGAUUGGCUCCAGCGACGCCUCGCCGAAUACAACGACGCGCACCAGUGCGCCAACACCGUCGAUGGCAACAACACCGUCGAUGACGCCGAUGAUGAGCCCGCGCCUAAGCGCGUCAAGGCGCAGUAG